UUAGAUAUACCUCUACUGGGCACAAAACGUACAAUCUAACAAAAAGAGGGCAUGGUUUUUCACCUGCCGCGCCAGCGCACGACGCUGAAGUUACACGAUGAAUAAAAAGAAAGUGAUUAGUGUGCACAACAUCAAGGCAAAGGCAGUGAAACAGGGCUCCUUAACUUUGCGGCAAAUUGACAUAAUGCACAGAAGCUCAGUCGUCUUCACCGAACUAUAUGGCUGAUGAUCUCGUGAUAUGCUCCAGCGACGACGGUGAAAAGCGCGUCUCCUUUUUUUCUUCUUUUUUUUUUUGCGAUGAGGGCCUAAUGUUUCGUGUAUAUUAUAUGUGUGCUGUAAGGAUUGUGUUGUGCAUGAAUUCAAGCAGUGUUUUCUAAUAUCUGUUGUCAUGUACCCAGCGAUCAUUGACGAAACAGCAUGCGCCGCCGAUAUUUUUCCACCCGGUGACGUCGUCCAAUCAAGAUCACAAUAUGGUGCUGGCAUUGUAGCGGAUGACAGCUUUCAAUGGGAGACGAAAGCGUUUCGCUCGCCAACCUAUACAGUAUUUUCUCCAUGCCUGCAUGCAGGUCUCGCAAAUUUGUUCAAAUACUUAAUUUCCAAAGACAUCAGCACGACUGGGAACUCACAGAAACGCAAUUUUCCGACUGCAAGUUCCUGUAACAUAUGUAAGCUCUCCACAAUUUUAGCAAUAACUUCAUGUGUGCACUUUUUCUCUGAACGUGGCAGAGUGUGAAUAUCCCCACAGGGCCGCAAAUGGGAUACUUCUAAUUCGCACGCAUACUGCGCGCGUUGGCUUCACUUGACAAAGAAGAAGAGGGCGCUCGUGCAUCCGCGCGUGGCUCAUUCUAGCGUGCCGUCGAAUUAAGAAGAACGUCCUGCUCGAACGAGACUCACGGACGCGGCACUGCGGUCUCGACCUGCGCCUGCCCGUCUCGUCACUAGCUGUCUCAGGGUUGCGGACACCGAUUGCAUUUCUCGAGGCGUUGCGGUGCGGCGAUGCUGCUGCUGCGGCUGUGAAAAUCACUUGUUUCGUCCAAUCAACAAGAUCACACGUUGCCUAUGGGUGACCAACCCCUAGCCGACCAUGAAGCACACACGGAGGGCGCGACGGCACCGGGUGGCGAGUCAUCGGCGGCGCAUGCUGCUUCGUCAGUCAUACAAAGCGAUACUCACGCAACCACUGAGGGUCACGAAGGCGGCGAAGCCCCCGUCGCCGCCGCCGUCGAUACCGAUGCCGUACGACCCGCCGCCGCCAAGCGCUCCGGGGGCAAGACCCCGGCCGUGCAAAUCAGGGGCCUCGAACUGUGGUACGGCAGCGGCACCGACCGGGUCGACAUAUUCCGCGGCGUCGACAUGACCGUGCAGCGAGGCGCCAUCUACGCUCUGCUCGGCUCUUCGGGCUGCGGCAAGACCACCCUGCUGCGAUGCAUCAUGGGCCGCAAGCACUUCCAGGAGGGAAACAUACGGGUGUUCGGCUACGAGCCGGGCACCGCGGGCUCCAAGAUACCCGGCGCCAACGUGGGCUACAUGCCGCAGGAGGCGGCCCUCUUCGACGCCUUCUCCAUCGAGGAGACGAUGCACUUCUUCGCGCGCAUCUACGACCUGUCGCCGGAGGCCACCCACGAACGCACGGAGUCCCUCGUCUCCUUCCUGGAGCUGCCGGACCCCAAGCGGCUCGUGUCGUACCUGAGCGGCGGCCAGAAGCGGCGCGUAUCCCUGGCCGUGUCGCUGCUCCACAAACCGCCGCUGCUGAUCCUGGACGAGCCGACCGUGGGCAUCGACCCGGUGCUGCGGAUGAGCAUCUGGGGGCACAUGGUGACGAUGGCCGAGAAGGAGCGCAUGUCCAUCAUCAUCACGACGCACUACAUCGACGAGGCCCGGCUGGCGUCCAUGGUGGCCUUCCUCCGACACGGCGUCAUCCUGGCGGAAGACCCCCCCGGCGUGCUCAUGCAACGACACAACACCGACAGCUUAGAGGAGGUGUUCCUCAUUCUGGCCACCUCUACCGAAACCGACCAGGCGAGGAACGCGGCGAUCGACGCGUACGGUGCGGGCGACGAAGGCCCCACCUCGCUCUCGUUCAUGGCGUCAGUGACCCGCGCGCGCAGGUCCGGGGGUUACGAGCGCAAGGACUUCAACAGGUCGCGGGCGCGUAUCGGCGCCAUCUUCUACAAGAACGUUGUCAAGCUUCGGCGCAGCGUGGCGUUGCUGCUGUACAGCUUCCUACUGCCGUCGAUCGAGGUGAGCAUCUUUUGCUCGAUCGUGGGCAACACGCCGUUCGACCUGCACAUCGCGGUCGUCAACGAGGAGCCCGCCCCGACCACGCCCAACGCCAGGGCCUUCAGCGUCGACUUCCUGGCGCACAUCGACAGCAGGAUCCUACCUCAGGUGAAAUUCGACAGCUUGGACGCCGCCCUCGACUCGGUGAGAAACGGCGAGACAUACGGCGUCAUCCACAUGAAGUUCAACAUCACGAAUAGCAUACAGGCUCGCUACUCGUCCACCACCAAGCUCUCCGAGGGGCUCGUUGACUUCGCCUCGGUGCACGUCCACUUGGACAUGUCCAAUCAGCAAGUCUUCCUGACCGUAUACUCGUACCUUAAGUUCUCCCUGGACGCCACGCUGCCUGCCUUUCUGCCCGAUAAGCUGGCCGCCAGUGACGUCCUUGUGUUCGAAGACCCCGUCGUUGGCAGCAAGACCGCAACCUUCAGCGAAUUCGUGGCUCCCGGCAUGAUCCUCACGAUCACGUACUUCAUGGCGAGUACCGCGUGCCUGAACACCCUGCUAGAAGAGAAAUCCGAUGGGCUUCUGGAGAGGUGCAUCGUCGCCGGUGUCCGCUCGUUCGAAGUGGUGCUGGCCCACGUCAGCUCGCAGAUCUUCAUCAUCGUGGUGCAAGACCUGCUCCUGCUCUUCGUGGCGUUCGUCAUCUUCGAGUUGCCCACGCGCGGACCCAUGUACGCCGUAAUCAUUCUCACGCUGCUGCAGGGAACCUGCGGCAUGAUGUUUGGACUCCUUAUCUCGUCCUUGUUCGAUGAUCCCGACGCGGCCACGAUGGUCUCGGUCGGUGCCAACUACCCGGCCAUGAUGGUCAGCGGCAUCCUGUGGCCCCUGGAGGGCAUUCCGACGGUGGUGCGCAUCGCGAGUUAUGUGCUGCCGUUGACCUUGCCGGCAGACGCCUUCCGCAGCGUCAUGUCCAAGGGCUGGGGCCUCUCCCACACGCACGUGCUGUUGGGCCUCUUCGUCUCCGUCACGUGGACCUGCGUGUUCCUCGCAGAAGCCGAUGCCCAACCGGGCGGUUCCCAUUUGCCGAACAUCGCAAACCCUCCGAUGAAUGACGCGGGCUCGCCGCCAGGCGUCGGAGACGCGCCGCUUAUGUCGCCCGAUGUCAUGUCGCCUCCUCAGAAAGCCCACGGACCGCGACAUCGCACGCCGGCCGUACGAGUCGCAGACCUCGAACUGUGGUACGGGAGCGGCAGCAAACGGGUCGACAUCUUCAGAGGAGUCAACAUGACUGUGCCCCGCGGCGGCAUCUACGCGCUGCUCGGUUCCUCCGGCUGCGGCAAAACGACGCUCCUGCGCUGCAUCAUGGGCCGCAAACAUUUCCAGAAAGGCGACGUCCGGGUGUUCGGCCUGGUGGCUGGCACUCCCGGCUCCAAGAUACCGGGCCCGAACGUCGGCUACAUGCCGCAGGAGCUCGCCCUGUACAAUGCAUUCACCAUAGAGGAGACGCUGCGGUUCUUCGCCCGUCUCUACCUCAUGGACCCGCAGCGGUGCAAGGAGAGGGCCGACUUCCUCAUCGCGCUGCUGGACAUUCCCGACCCGAAGCGGCUCGUGUCGUACCUGAGCGGAGGCCAGAAGCGGCGCGUGUCACUCGCCGUGUCGCUCAUACACAGCCCACCGUUCCUCAUCCUGGACGAGCCGACCGUGGGCAUAGACCCCGUGCUGCGCAAGGCCAUCUGGAACCACCUGAAGACCCUCUCCGAGCGCGACAACAUGACGGUCAUGAUCACCACGCACUACAUCGACGAGGCUCGCCUCGCCGGCACCGUGGCUUUCCUGCGCGAGGGCACCGUACUGGCCGAGGAGUCGCCCGCCAAACUCAUGGAGCAGCACAACACGCACAACCUGGAGGAGAUCUUCCUGCGGCUCGCCAAGCAGGACAAGUCGUCCUUGCCGCCAGCGCCCGAAGUCGUCGCUGUCGAGGAUUCGCAACCCGAACGACAUGCGACGCAGCUCUCGUUCAUGUCGUCUGCCCUGGAGCAGCGCUCCACGCUGAACAAGAAAGACUUUAACCGGUCAAUGUCGAGGGUGGGCGUCUUGUUCAGUAAGAACGUGAUUAAGUUCAGGCGCAGCUUGGGCCUGCUCUUGUACAGCAUGUUACUCCCCGCCAUCGAAGUGAGCACGUUCUGUGCGGUCAUUGGCAAGGUGCCCACCGGACUGAGGAUAGCCGUCGUCAACGAGGAGGCUGCAUCGCAAAGCGCAACCCCUCCGCUCUUCAGCACCGCUUUCUUCGACGCCAUGGACAACGCCGUCUUGCCACGGGUAAACUACGACACCCUCAGCAGUGGCAUCGAAUCUGUGAAAACGGGCACGACGUACGGAGUGGUACACGCCAAGGUAAACCUCACGGCCAGCCUCAAGGCCCGCUUCGGCACCACUGUGAAGCUCAGUGAAGGGCUGCUAGAUUUCGCCUCUUUGCACGCCCACCUGGACAUGUCCAACCAGCAAGUGUCGAUGACCAUGGCGACAUACUUGGCGAAAGCGCUGGCAACGGCGCUGCCGUCAUCGACGAUCGACAUGCUCCACUUCCAAAGCGUUCUUGUGAGGGAAGAGCCUGUCAUCGGCAGCAGGGAACCGACGUUCACUGAAUUUGUCGCUCCCGGGCUCAUCAUGACGUUCAUCUACUUCAUAUCGGCAACGCUGUGCAUAAACACGCUGCUCGGCGAGAAAGGCGACGGGUUGCUCGAAAGGUGCAUCGUCGCCGGGUUGAUGUGCUCAGCGGUUCUGGAGACCACCACAACAGCCGCCAUGGUAGUUGACGGCAUCAACUAUCCAAUCAUGAUGACCAGCGGCAUUCUUUGGCCCCUGGAAGGCAUCCCAAAGGUCAUACGUUACUUCAGCUACCUGAUGCCGCUGACGCUUCCCGCCGAUUCGUUGCGCAGCGUCAUGUCCAAAGGAUGGGGACUCACCCACCCAAACGUCCUCAUGGGCCUGCUCGUGAACACCAGCUGGACGAUUUUCUUCAUCGUCGGCUGCAUGCUGCUUUUCCGACUGUAGAAAGGACACGGCGCUGCACUGAUGCCGCAUGGACAUUUAUGAUGUACAGGAAGCCUAUAUGUACAGCGCUUUCCGCAUCCAUAACACCGCGAACUGUUCGUUGUACAACAGUAUAUCGCGGGCCUCUGUCUGAAAAAAAAAAUAAAGAAACGGCGCGGGCAAAUUAAAUGUUAAAAACGUUACUCUUCUCCUCUAUGCGUUAUCAUCCGGCUUAAUACAGCACAACUGCAACAAAAUUUUGGUCCACGUAAAAUGCUAGUUUCAGAUCGUGUAGAUAGGUAGAAGUCUCCGUGCAAGAAUUUUCGUAUGAAAUGCGUUGAAAAAGCUUCGCAAAAAUAGCUGUUUUGGAUACCGAAAUUAAUAAAGACGGCUUGCCGGAAGUGACGCAUGAGCCCGACUGCCUGGCUCAUCGUGCUCGAUCUUCGAGAUUGGGCGUCACC
Messenger RNA from Dermacentor andersoni, 5717 nucleotides. Lineage: Eukaryota; Metazoa; Arthropoda; Arachnida; Ixodida; Ixodidae. The record is from RefSeq and is a predicted model, not a curated record.